Messenger RNA from Aspergillus campestris IBT 28561, 5847 nucleotides. RefSeq lists its product as uncharacterized. Gene Ontology annotation, biological process: transmembrane transport. Gene Ontology annotation, molecular function: transmembrane transporter activity; microtubule binding. NCBI's taxonomy places the organism in Eukaryota, Fungi, Ascomycota, Eurotiomycetes, Eurotiales, Aspergillaceae. The transcript is spliced from 9 exons. The record is from RefSeq and is a predicted model, not a curated record. The coding region runs from base 1 to 5847 and encodes 1948 amino acids.
AUGUUUCUUCCACCCCCUUAUCGCCUGUUGGUGGCUCGUGAGGCGGCCUCCAACCCAGACGCGGCUCAGGACACCCCAAAUCCGAAGAAGAAGACGAAUAUCUUCAUUAUCUGUGCCGCGUGUAUCGUCUUCUCCUUAGCCUUGAUUGUUAUGAUAUACUUCGUUCUGCGCAGUCUCCGUCGAAUGAACUGUCGCCCGAGAUACGUGCCCGGGAAAUUCCUGAAGAGUCGAUGGAAUCAGUGGAACGCGGGAGGGACCUCCUCAUAUGGCCAAGUCUCUGACUCGGCGUCCUCUCGAAAUGGAAAUCGAUCCAACAACACCGCAUACCAAGGCGCCGCGGAAAUGAAUUCCGGCGGGGAAGUCCGCCGCGAGACAUCCGUCCGAUCGGUGAUUACGCUGCCUGCCUACUCGCCCAGCCCGAAACCCAGCGAACAGGUCAUCGCCCGGGAAGGAGAACGGGGCGGGAUGGAUGUUGUGGUUGAAUUCCCCGAGACGGCGGAAGAAGAGGAGAACCGCCGCGAGGAACUCAUGGAGUCGCUCUACCAGGUCCGCGAACAGCGCCGGCGAGAAAUUGCCGAGCGAGAAGCCCGCCGCCAGGAGCGCCGGGAAGCCCGUGCCCGCGGUGACUAUAUCCGCCUUGAACAGCUGAGACAGCAAAGCCGCGCCAGAGCCCGGAGUCGCUCGUCAACCAACGGGAGCAGUAACUCGAACUUAGCCCAUGUGGAACACCAAAGCCGUGGCCGUGACCAACGGAUCGCCAGCGUCAGCUACGCCGAGCUCGGUCGCGUCCGUCAUGAUGGAUCGCGAUUGCGUGCCACCUCGCCCGACUCGGAUCGCCGGCCCCUAUUGACUUCAGAUGGGCCCGAUCAACGGUCCACGUCGAGCCUGACCAACGUUCAUUCUCGAGGAGAGUCAUUUUCAUCCAUCGGCUCUGAUACGGAUAGUUUGACCCCCGUGCAGUCCCAAGCGAUCUCCAUGCACACUGUCGACCCGGCCACGACCGCCCCCGAAGAAGGCGAUGUGGGCGCGCGCAGUAUCCCUCCCCCGCCAGACUACGACCAUCUGGACUGGGGCGACGCACCGCCUUACCAGAGCCCGAUCGCCGACCGCGGGGAGGGUCCUCCCCAAUUACCCCGGUUGACACCACUGCCUUCGAUCCAGGUGGACGCGGCCAGUCCGAUCAGCAACACGCCUGCGACGCCGACCGUGCCGUCCCAGUCCCUACGGCACGACUUUGACCCUCAGCACGAGGCACUCGAAUCGACCCGGGAAAUUCCCGAGAGCCCCAAUCUUCCGGAUAUGAACGGCAGUGCGAGGAAACAACAACUAGCUAUGGAGGAGGAGGAACCCGACUACGUCUUCAACACCUCCACCAUGGAACGCGUCUUCCCUGAGUUUUCACAGAUCGGCACGUCGGAGGAAGAGAACGGCCAGGAUGACGACGACAGUAUUUCUAUCGAGGCCGGACGCGGACCCACGAAGCCGACGCGUCGCUUGGACGACUCCCGCAACUCCUAUCCUAGCAUCGACAACAGCAUCCGGUCGUCCUCUCCGGCCAUCCGACUCGAUUAUCCCACCCAGACCCCGCCCAAGUCGGCCCUCCGCAACUCGGGACGUCGCGCUGUGAGUGAGAAUCUGCGGAAAGACGCUCAGCUGCGACGCGCCAGCCUCGCCCAGAAGGAAAAUUUCGACCUGCAGUCCAAGUCUAACCGCCGAGACCAGCGACGGACGCUGUCGGAGAUGCAUGCGAAGGUCCGCGAUGCCUACGACGGCUCUUACAUACUUGACGAAAGACCGGCAGCGGUCGCUAACAGUGCCCGGCCAACCCGCUUUGGCAACGGGAACCUGUCCCACCAGAUCGCAGACGCGGUUGAGCGGGCGUCCCAGGAUGCUUACGCGCGUGAGGUCCGGAAGGGCAAACUUCCCAACGGCACAGGCACGCCGAUGAGAGGCGGCGGGGAUACUGGCACCCAACAAUCUUUCCUUCUUCCCGACCUUCCCAAUCUGUCCGAGCUUGUUUCGGGCGUGUACGAAGACGGCACCCCCGUUUACUCGCGCAGCAAGGCGCGAACCACUCGAUUCGUGUCUCCCCCGCAUGAUGCCACCGAAUCGUCUUUCACUCGCGAGCACAUGCCGCUUGAUGCAGUGCCCAUCCCGGAGGAUGAGAAGGCCCUCUUUGUCUCGCUCAGGCUUCUUCAGGAUAAGGUGGCUGAGCUCGAACGCGGCAAGGCGGAUGCGGAACGGCGCAUCGAGGAUAUGAAGCACGAGAAUGCCUCGGUGAGGGUGGGCAAGUCUCGCCAGAAGGACAAGAGCAGCCGCUCUAGGACGUAUGAGUCGGAGGAGGACGACUACAGAAGGGAGCGCAUCGCCAAAGAUAAUCAGAAGCUGGAAGCGACCAACUUGGCUUUGCAGAACAAACUCGACCUCGUUGAGCGCAAGGCAGAAAUCCAGGACGCGACUCUGAAGCGCUUGAACCGGGAGCGGGAUAUGGCUGUCUCCCAGCUGGGAGUGGCGUAUCUCGAAUCGCAGGAUCUCAAGAGUGACAAUGAGACUCUCCGUCGGGAGAAUGCGGAGCUACGGGCCGCGCUCGAAAAGCUGGGCUUCUCCGUCAAGAACCGCGAAGUCACCCUUCAGUCGGAGCAGACUUCUGCCAGUGAGGACAGCGGAGACAGCCAGAUCGACACCCGACAGAGUGCCAAUGUCAGCCGCACCACGAAAGAGCUUACGUUAAAGAGCCGCUCGCGUUCCAAGAGUGCACGGCGCGAGGAGUCCCGCAGAGUUUCGAACCAGGUUGACAAGGAGAUCUCGCGGCUGGAGAAGGAGCGCGCGGAGGAAGCUCUCUUCUCCAUCGACGUGCCUCGCUCUAGGGAGGCUACGAAGACCGAUAAGUCCGAGACUCGUCGCUCGAAGAAGCAGUCCAACACUGGCAAGCAGCGCGUCAAGCGCGUUGUCGUCGAGGAGGUGGACAUCACUGAUCCUGUCGAGUCUACGGGCGAAGCGACUGGAAACACCAAGAAGUCUGGGACGGAUCGCGACCUUACAUUGUUGAGCUUUGUUGAUGAGCGUGAAAUUGCCCAGUUGCGAAAGACACUGGAGGAGGAGCGCCUUUCUCGGAAGAAGCGCCAGUCCAUCACGAUCAAAGACCCCACUGAGAAUGACACGGAGCGCUCCAAGGUCUCGCGGCCCGUCCCGCGCAAGUCGUCGCUUAAGGAAAGCAAAAGCGUUCCCGCCAGGCCCACCUCCGCCCUGGGCGAUCUGACAACAACUUCUAAAAUCAGCAUCUCGGAGAGCAACUUGUCGGUUCCCAUUGAGCGACCUAGACGCCACUCGGACCACGCGGCGACCCCCCGCCGGCGUCAGCGGAUCGCCGACGACGUGACAUCGGCGUUCAUUCUGCCCGACAUCACCUUGCACGGCGCCCACCUGGCUGCUGAGAACCCCGGGCAUCUUCCCGAGGCAGCCCAGCGGGCGCUGGAUGGCGCCACGCGGCACGUCGGGAAGAACUGUACGAUCUGCAAGCGCACUGAUUCUUGCGACCACACCCAGAGCUCCGUCAAGGUUCCCAAGCCGGUUCCAGUGUCAGAGCGUAUGCCCGAGCCGUCCGUGUACAACCCAGAGCCGACCAUCCGGCCCUCGCAGCCUCCAUCCGUCGCUCUCGCGACCGUUCUUAAAUCGCUAGAGGACGAGCUGUCCCAUCUGAAGAUGCAACUGAUCACCUACCAAGGUGCCUACAACAAGCUCGACGCAUCCCUAAGCAAGCGCCAGCGGAAGACCCUCGGCGAGAAGCUCGAAAAGCUGCUCAAAGACAUCGACAUGAAGUCGGAUCAGAUCUACGCGCUGUACGAUGUCCUCGAGGGCCAGAAGGACAACCUGCAGGAGAUGACCGAGCAGGAGAUGGAGGUGACGCUCCAGUCGAUCGGUAUCGACCCGGGACGCGCCGCGGACGUCACGGGCACGACGGAUAAGUCGUCUGUCCGGCCGACAGAGGAUGAUGAUGAUGAGGAGCUGCCGUGGGAGGGAAUUGAGAUCAGUCAUGACACCCGCUCCUCUGUCGAUAAUGUACCCACCGCAAGCGAAGUAGCCGACCAACACCAUGUGCCGCCCCAAGAUCCCCACGGUUCACCGGGCCGGGACGUGCCCGACGAGGAAGACUAUACCAGCGUCAACACCGUCAUCUAUGAUGGAGACCCUCAACGACAGCGUGACGCUGCACCGCCUUCCAAUCCCUCCGACAGUUCGGACGAUGACGCCGCCAGCACCAAAAGCGAAAAGCCCGUUACCUGGCGCUCACUGCCCAAGAAAGGCCAACUAGCGAUCCUGACCUUUGCGCGCUUGUCGGAACCUUUGACCCAGACCUCGCUACAAGCGUACCUAUUCUACCAGCUCAAGUCGUUCGACCCGUCGCUGCCGGAUUCGACCAUCUCUGCCCAGGCGGGCCUGCUGCAAGGGACCUUCACCGCCGCGCAAUUCGUAACGGCGGUCUGGUGGGGGAGACUGGCGGAUGCCGAGUGGAUGGGUCGGAAGAGGGUACUGAUGAUCAGCUUGUUGGGGACGUGUAUCUCAUGUCUGGGCUAUGGCUUCUCCCGCUCGUUUGUCACCGCAGCGAUCUUCCGGACGCUGGGUGGGAUAUUGAACAGUAACAUUGGUGUGAUGAGGACGAUGAUCGCGGAGAUUGUCGAGGAGAAACGGUAUCAAUCGCGCGCCUUUCUUCUUCUGCCCAUGUGUUUCAAUAUCGGGGUGAUUGUUGGUCCGGUUUUGGGUGGCUCGCUGGCCGAUCCGGUCAACAGUUAUCCGCAGUUCUUCGGUCCGGGUUCGUUCUUCGGUGGUAAAGAAGGCGUGUAUUGGAUGAAACAUUGGCCGUUCGCCUUGCCCAACGUGCUGAGUGCAAUUUUCAUCUUUGCUUCGUUGAUUGCCGUUCUGUUAGGAUUGGAAGAGACACAUGAGGUUGCUCGGUACCACAGCGAUUGGGGUCGGAAAUUAGGCCGAACCCUGGCCAGGUCCCUGUCCUUCCGGCGCAUACCCCGGCACUAUCGGGCGCUGGUCAGUCAUCCAGACGAUGAGUCGCUCUACGUCGAUGGCAGCGUCACAAGCCGGUCAGCCCCGGCCAGUCCGGCUCGUGCUCGCGCCUUCGUUCGCCGUAAGCGGCCGUCGUUUGGCCAGACCUGGACGCGCAAUGUCCUCCUGACCCUGUUUGCCCACUUUCUCCUUGCCUUCCACACGAGCGCCUUCAACGCCAUGACAUUCGUGUUUCUGCCGACCCCACGCGCUCCCCAAGGCAGCAACGACGGCUUCUUCCACUUUGGCGGCGGUAUGGGUCUUCCCUCCGCGCGCGUCGGCCUCGCCACGGCGAUCAUCGGCGUCAUUGGCCUGCCCCUGCAGAUCUUCGUGUAUCCCCACGUCCAAGGCCGGAUGGGGACACUGCCGUCUUUCCGCACCUUUCUGCCGUUCUCACCCAUUUCGUACGCCCUGAUGCCCUUCCUGGUGUUGAUCCCGCGCAUCCCGUGGCUCGUCUGGUCGACCUUCACGUUCGUCGUCGGACUGCAGGUCGUUUCGCGGACCUUCGCCCUUCCAGCGGCGAUCAUCCUCGUAAACAACUGCGUCACCGAUCCAUCCGUUCUGGGAACGGUGCACGGCGUAGCGCAGAGUGUCUCCAGCGCCGCACGCACGCUGGGUCCACUCCUCGGCGGCUGGGGCUUAGGUCUGGGUCUGAAGUAUAACAUGGUGGGAGCGGUCUGGUGGGCUCUGGCGGUGGAGGCGCUGCUCGGGUGGUUCCUGCUGUGGUCGAUCUUCGAAGGACGAGGCAUCGAGAAGAAGGAUCCCCCAAUCGACGAAGACGAGGAAUUGUAG